Messenger RNA from Cuscuta epithymum, 1538 nucleotides. The record is from the annotation of a GenBank genome assembly. Lineage: Eukaryota; Viridiplantae; Streptophyta; Magnoliopsida; Solanales; Convolvulaceae.
AAAUGAUUGGGCGAAAAGAGUGGUACUUUUUCACCUCAAGAAAUCGGAAGUACCCCAAUGGUAAUCGACCAAAUCGAGCCGUAGGGAGUGCCGAACCCGGGGUUGUGAAUGGCUACUGGAAGGCAACCGGGUCUGAUAGAGAAAUCAAAUAUGGAUCAAGCAUCAUAGGGUUCAAAAAGACUUUAGUGUUCUAUGAAGGAAAACCACCAAAAGGCUCCAAGACCAAGUGGAUCAUGCAGGAAUUUAGAGUCAAUGAUGCCCAACCUGGUGGAACAAGCACACUCAAGGGAGUCGAUGGUGACAACAUGAAGGGAAAUCAAGACCUUACCUUCGAUUAAGGUGCCUGACAGCCCACCCACUGAAUUACCAGUCGACUAUGCUAUGUUUGAAGGCUUUGGGUUUGGGGUUUCUAAGAGCAUGGCUUGGAAGGUUGUCAUGCUCUGGCAUUUUAAAGAUUGUACUUACGAAGGCAAACAUAGUUAUGAAUUCGUAAUGGUUUGCAGCCAAGAUGGUGAUGGUUCAUGGAGCUGGAGGCAAAUUGAUGCUCUGCCAAAUGUGCCUGUGGUUUCUCGUGAGGACUUUUAUUGCAAGGGGAAGUACUAUUGGCGGGUAGAAGUAUAUGAGUACCUGGAUUCAGAACCACCUUUCUCUCAAGACCGGUUGCUAUGGUUUGACUUGGAGGAUGAAGUGUUUGGAACGAUCGGGUUGCCAACCAGAUGGGAAGAUAUUUCCUUUACAGUGAUGAAUGAGAAUAUUGCUAUGAUUAGUCGAUGUCCUCCUGAGAAUAGCAAUUGCAUUGAGAUAUGGUUAAUGAGUGAAACCGCUGAUUGUGUCGAUUGGCAUAAAAAGUGGAGCGUAGAAUGUUGUCCAAGCACAGUCAGGCAUGAGUAUUGGAAUCCAGUAGGAUGUGGGACGUGGGAUGAAUCCUGGUCGCCUAUUGGAAUUAUUAAUCAGGGCGGUGGACGUUUUCAUUUGAUAGCAUAUCCGUAUAUUAUCAAUUAUCGAAGGGAGGGUGACAUGGGCAGAAGUUAUGGUUAUCCCGAUGAAGAAAACUAUAUACCGUAUUUAGUAUCAGUUGAUAUGGAAACUCAAGAAAUGAAGAUUAUUUAUUUAACAAGAAAAAGGAAGUGUGUUGAACUUAUUUCAAAUUCGACGGGGUACACUCAAGUUUACAAGGAAAGCAAUAUUCAUAUAACUCAAGAAUGGAAGGAUUUUAAGGUCCGUCCGUGUUACGGUGCGUAUGCUAGAAUAUACAAUCGAAGUCUGAAACUCGUAUAGAAAACACAUCCAAGUGAAUAGAUGUGUCGUUUUACUUGUGCAAAUAGAUUCUGGUUCAGUGCCUUCUUCAUGUGUUAUAUUAUUAUGUAUUGCACUAAAGGAAUGUUAUGUCAUUAUGUGUACUACUUGGGAUGAUGGCAUGCUCGUACAACUUGUUGAUGGGAGUGUCUGAACAUUACUUCUAUGUAUUGUUGAUGAGGCUAUUGUUUUCAGAUAAUUUCCUUAACUGUUAGUACAAGUGAAUUUAAACAUCCAUAUUG